AGCCAAUUUUUUUCCAUCUCCUCUAUUCGUAGAACGUUUCACACUUUCUAUUGUGGUAGUAGUGAAGAACUCUCGAAGAUAUGCGGCUUUUUUCCAAAAAACAAUAGAAAAGAAUUUUAAAAAAUUAAGUUAAUUUUAAGUUAAAACGAAUCUCAGCAGACAUGAAGUUCUCCGAUGCUUUGCGGCGCCUUGAUGCCUAUCCACGCACACUGGAAGAUUUUCGAGUACAAAGUGUUAGCGGGGCCAUAAUUACACUGAUAAGCACAAUUAUUGUGGUAAUAUUAAUAUUCCUGGAAUUUAUGGCAUAUAUGACACCCAAUUUAACCGAAGAUCUCUUUGUGGACACGACACGCACCCACAAGUUGAAAAUAAAUUUAGACAUCACCCUACACAAUUUGGCGUGCAGUUAUGUUUCCUUGGAUGCCAUGGACUCGUCCGGGGAUCAACAUUUACGUGUUGAUCAUGAUAUUUUCAAACAUCGCUUGGAUUUGCAAGGCAAUCCCUUGACAGAAACCGAACCGAUUAAGGAAAUUGUGGCCGUUUCGCCCUCAAAUAAGAAUACAACGUGUGGAAGUUGUUAUGGUGCUGAAUCUAAUAGUACACAUUGCUGCAAUACAUGUGAGGCAGUUUUGGAAGCAUAUCGUGCCAAGAAAUGGAAUGCCCCACUUGAUAAAAUUGAACAAUGUAAGGACCAGUACAACAAACGUUCUGAAGCUGAUGCGUUUAAGGAGGGCUGUCGCAUUCAAGGCCAUUUGGAAGUUAAUCGGAUGGCCGGAUCAUUUCACUUUGCUCCGGGAAGUUCAUUUUCUAUACGGCAAUUUCACAUACAUGACUUUCAAGGGACCAAUGUUAAAUUGGCGCACACAAUCAAUCAUCUCUCGUUUGGGGACAAAAUUGAAUUUGCCACAACACAUCCCUUGGAUGGUUUCAAAGUUCAACCGGAAGAGGAAACCAAAUCGGAAAUGUACAAUUACUAUUUGAAAAUAGUACCAACCGUAUAUGUCAAACCCAAUUCCGCACCCAUCAAUACAAAUCAAUUUUCGGUUACACGUUAUCGCAAGGAUCUGGGCAGCAAGGAACGUGGUAUGCCCGGAAUAUUCUUUAGUUACGAAUUGUCACCGCUCAUGGUGAAAUAUGAAGAGACACAGAGAUCCUUUGGUCAUUUUGCCACAAAUUGUUGUUCAAUCAUUGGUGGUGUUUUUACGGUGGCUGGAAUUUUUGCCGUCUUCUUAAGCAACUCCUGGGAAGUGCUGCGCAAUAAAUUGGAAAUUGGCAAAUUAAGUUAACAACAUGUGCUUGUUAUCAUCAGUCCAAAGGUGCUCAAUUUCCAUUCCUAUUUCACUUCUCUCCCAUUCCCGUUUUGAUAAGAAAGCAAAAAAAAAACAACAAAUGGCUUUUAUGACUAGGCUUUUCCAGACCAAAUACCUCGAAAUUUUAUUUUUUUACUAUUUUUGUAUAAAAAAAUAUGUCGUUUUGUCUACAGAAUCUUCAGAUUUUUUUAAUAAUUCAUGAUAUUUUUCUUUAUUAAGAAUAGUGAUUUUUUGUAUUGAUGUCUUAUUGUUUUUUUUUUUGUAAUAAACAAAAACGAACGCUAGUUCGGAAUUAUGCUGUGUGCGUGUAAA
Molecule: messenger RNA, 1622 nt
Organism: Musca domestica (house fly)
Lineage: Eukaryota; Metazoa; Arthropoda; Insecta; Diptera; Muscidae
Product: endoplasmic reticulum-Golgi intermediate compartment protein 3
Exons: 6
Coding region: 162-1286 (374 amino acids)
Biological process (GO): retrograde vesicle-mediated transport, Golgi to endoplasmic reticulum; endoplasmic reticulum to Golgi vesicle-mediated transport
Cellular component (GO): endoplasmic reticulum; COPII-coated ER to Golgi transport vesicle; endoplasmic reticulum membrane
Source: RefSeq, a predicted model, not a curated record